This is a messenger RNA of Xiphias gladius (swordfish), 2377 nucleotides long. RefSeq names its product DEF6 guanine nucleotide exchange factor c (gene def6c). Bases 77 to 2077 code for a protein of 666 amino acids. The transcript has 11 exons. Gene Ontology annotation, cellular component: nucleus; cytoplasm. Lineage: Eukaryota; Metazoa; Chordata; Actinopteri; Istiophoriformes; Xiphiidae. The record is from RefSeq and is a predicted model, not a curated record.
CACCGCUCGCCCGUCGCCGCGUAAAAGGCGCUGCGCUUGGAAAUGUAGUUGUUUUGCGCACAACGGGGUCUCCGCGAUGGACCUAAAGUCCGAGCUCCUCAAGUCCAUCUGGUACGCGUUCACAUCGCUGGACGUGGAGAAGUGCGGGAAAGUGUCCAAAUCGCAGUUAAAGGUGCUUUCCCACAACCUUUACACAGUACUGCACAUCCCGCACGACCCCGUGGCUCUGGAGGAGCACUUCCAGGACGACGAUGACGGGCCGGUGUCUAAUCAUGGCUACAUGCCCUACCUCAACAAAUAUAUACUGGACAAGGUGAAAGAGGGGAUGUUUGACAAGGAGAGGUUUGACGACCUGUGCUGGAUGAUGACCAUGAAGAAGAACUACAAGGGGGUUCCACAGGGGUCGCUGCUAUCAGAGAGGGACUGUUUCAAGCUCUUCUGUUUAUUCAACCUCCUGUCUGAGGACCACUACCCGCUGGUGAUGAUACCAGAGGAGGUGGAGUAUCUCCUCAAGAAAAUCUCCACAGCGAUGAGUGAGGAGUGGGAUGGGAAGCCCUUGGAGGACUUAAUAUCCCAGGAUGCCACAGUGCAGGAGGAGGGUAUGUCUGUAUGGACAUUCCUGAAGCACGUGGGUGCAGGCCAACUGCUGAGGGUCACCAGUGCCGAGGCCUUCAGCCUGGCGUUGGACGAGGUCUUUCUGGAGAUGUAUCACAGUGUCCUGAAGAGGGUGAGUGUUUCAUGUGUUUAUUCCUGCUUUUUUUCCCCCAGCGCAGUUCACCCGCCCUCUUGUCACUUUCAUCCCGACCACUGCUUUCAGGGUUACAUGUGGAAAAAGGGGCACUUGCGUAGGAACUGGACUGAGCGUUGGUUUGUGCUGAAGCCCUCCUCCAUGGCGUACUACGUCAGCGAGGACCUGAAAGACAGGAGAGGAGAAAUCCAGCUGGAUAAAAGCUGCGUCAUAGAGCCCCUUCCAGACAGGGAGGGGAAGCGUUGCCUGUUCUGUGUGAAAACGCACACUAAAGCCUAUGAGAUGAGUGCGUCUGACCAGCGACAGAAGGUGGAGUGGACUCAAGCCAUCCAGACAGCCCUCCGUCUCCAGUCCGAGGGCAAGUCCUCCCUUCACCACGAACUCAAACUCAAGAGACGGGUCCAGCGGGAACACAGCCACCGGGAGCGCAGCCAGAGCGCCCGCAGCAGCUGCAGCAGCCAAUCGGACGACUCGAAUAUCCAAGAGGCGGAGAAGAUGGAGAAAGAGAAAGAGAGACAGGAUCUCGACAUUGAAAGCAUCAUCCAGCAUGCGCGGGAAUUGGAAACCCGACGAAGGGAGGCAGAGGAGAGAGAAAGGAGGAAACAGAGGGAAGUGCAGAUGGAGCUGGAGAGACAGUUGAAAGAGGCUGAGAUGUUGAGAGACAGCAUGCAGGCAGAGAUGCAGGAGAAGGAAAGGGAGGCUGAGCAACAGAAGAAGAGGAUCCAGGGGUUGGAGCUGACGCAGCGGAAACUAGAGGGCGCUCUCAACAUGGAGAUCCAGGCUCGGCUGGAGGAGGAGAGGGCCAGACAGGAGCUGGAGAAGUUGCUGCAGGCUGAGGAGGAGAAGAAGAAGCAGUGCCAGCUCCUGCAGGAGCAGCAGAGGGCCUUGCAGAGCCUCAGUCCCAUAUUGGAGGUCUCGGACGGCCGGAUAUUGUCUGACGAGAGUACCCCCUCCGCCCUCCACUCAGCCUCUCAGGAGCUCCAGGAUCUGCAGGCAUCUCGAAAGCGGAGCCACCAGCGCCUGGAGGAGGUCCAGGAGAAGCUGAGGAAUGCCAGCCAACACGUACGGCACUGGAACGUCCAGCUGAACCGCCUGAUGACGCCCAUCACUCCUGGAGAGCGUUUGGAACAUCGCCUAUCAUCAAAGCAAACGUGUCCCAAAAAGGAAGGGGCGCUGGCAAGUAACGAAUUCAUCUCUAAAUUCAAGAUGCGGGCCGAUCAGAACAGCCAGAUACCGGAGGACCACCGGGGACUGGCGGAGCAGAUGGAGGCCGCCCACCUGUCAGACAGAUCGGACGAAUCACAGGGAAAACCCAACGGACAAAUGUGACGACCGUGUUGAUGGAUAGGGAGGGGGGCAUGUUUUUCAAAUGUACGAGUUCAGAAAUGAUGAAAGAAAUUCUACAUCUGUGUGAGAUCGAGAGUGGAGAGUGGAAGGAGGAACGUUAUUUGCAGUAAUACAUAGAAAACCUGCAAAAGGCAUUGUAUUAUAUUUAUAUUCAGAAUUGCACACUAAGAUGGAGAACAAUGAUGACAAGCACAAUGUGAUGCAGGAUUAAAUGAAAUCAUAUUUGACUAAGAUCAACCGAGAGAUUCACAGUUUUGUACAAUAAAGUUUAUUGGUGAACAA